Molecule: messenger RNA, 2193 nt
Organism: Pyrenophora tritici-repentis Pt-1C-BFP
Lineage: Eukaryota; Fungi; Ascomycota; Dothideomycetes; Pleosporales; Pleosporaceae
Product: SPS1, Serine-threonine protein kinase
Biological process (GO): protein phosphorylation
Cellular component (GO): cytoplasm; nucleus; cytosol
Molecular function (GO): ATP binding; eukaryotic translation initiation factor 2alpha kinase activity
Source: RefSeq, a predicted model, not a curated record
AUGUUUCGCAAGCCUGGCGAUUCAUCGAGUUCAGAAACUUCCGAUGAAGAUACCGAUUAUGACGACCCAAGCGAUUUGCAUCAGGACAGCGUCCUGUCAAGGAUCAACACCCUGGAUUCUGCUGCGGCGGGGCAACCUCUUCAAAGACCUCCUCUAGAGCUGCGACAGAAUUCUGCGCAGAAUGUUCGAGACCUGCUAUUGCAUUCAUUGUUAGAGGAACGGACCAUUCGGGAAGUUGCGGAGCAGCUCGGGAAAGACCCAUCCGAUCCAGACGCUCAGCGCUUGGGCAGAGCAUCUUAUAAGGAGCUGGCGCGUCAGAUCUCCAAUAAUGUUGACGAUGCUUAUGCAAGCGACGAUAUGCAAGGCCACCGAUUGAGAGCGAAUGAAGGAAUCAACAAGCUCACGCGGAGCAACCUCAGCAAACUCGAGAUAAUUCCUGAAUCACAGGCUCUUGUCGCACGACCAGGAAACGGCGUACCACCGCUCCUGCCCCGACAGCCGGCUUUGACAUUUGACACCUUGUCUGGAAUACCAGCUCCUAUCGGAAUACAGCUGCGGGGCUAUCCUCAUCUACAAACAGAUCGAUAUAUCCGGGAGUAUACAGAGCUAGAGGUGGUAGGAAAGGGUGGCUAUGGGAAAGUCUUCAAAGCUAAACACAAACUUGACGGCUCAUUCUACGCCGUAAAAAGGAUCAUGGUAAGCCCUACCAAGAUCGCAAGGAUACAAGAGCAUGGGCCCGAAGAGCUGGAAAGCAUGCUCGAAGAGGUUCGUUCGCUCGCUAGGUUUGAUCAUAACAACAUCGUUCGAUAUCACAACGCCUGGCUGGAGUUUACCACGAUGCCUACAGACGCGGUAGCUGAACCAGAAGUACCACUGUUGCGAGAAGAUCGUUUGUUGGAAGACCGGGCUGCAUUUCCGUCCUCUUCGGCAAAUUUCGACAACGUAAUACACUCUGAGCUAGAUAGCCUGACCCUUGAUGAUCCAUUUGCGAGGAACGAUCACAGUAGCGACGCUGGAAUCGUUUUUGAGUUCAGCGAGCAUGGAGUGGAAGAGAACGAAACUCAUAGGGAGAGCGUGCAUUCAUCGACCAAAGGUACGCUGAAAUUGACCAAAAGCACCAAACGGCGGGACAGUCAAGCUAGUCAAACAACGAUCGCGACGAUCUCUUCGACGAAAUCCCGAAUGAGUGCUGUGGAGGACGUGGAAGAAGAUGAAGACGAAGAUAUUGAGAACAUACCUAGAUCACACAUGCUGUACUCUCAAGAACAUACGACUGAGAUAUCUGACAGCAUGAUGUCCAACAGUGACGCACCUCGCCAUUCGGUCCAAAAUCGGGGCCUUGGACCGGUACUAACGCUCAACGUAGCCAUGAGCCUCUGCGAGACGAACCUUGCCGCAUAUAUCUCAUCCGACCGAGCUGCAUCUGUCACAUCACCAACCGCCCAGCAUUGCUUCCAUCCGUGCGUAUCACUGGAGUUACUGAACAGUAUCGUCUCAGGGGUCCAGUAUUUACAUGCUCAAGGCGUUGUGCAUCGAGAUCUAAAACCAGCCAACGUGUUUUUAUCACUGUCAACAGCUCGCUAUCCGCCAUAUGGCUCAGUGGAUGUGUCGGGGUGUAAACCUUGUCCAAAGCGCGACUGCCUACAUAUGACACCACGCAUCGGCGACUUUGGGCUUGUAGCCGCACUCAGCGAUAACUGUACAGUACCCGACGCCUUUGCCAAACCAGUUGGGACAGAGUUUUAUCGACCGCAGACAAGCAGUGGUAUCAAUGAGAAGCUAGAUGUAUUUGCUUUAGGUGUUGUUGCAUUCGAGAUGCUGCAGAAAUUCGGCACGCGCAUGGAGCGCAUAGCAGCAUUGAACGAACUUCGACGGGGUAUCUUUCCGGAUGGCCUUGCGGAGAGUCUCGGGUACAUGGGCACAGAGGUGCAGCAGUUGAUCGGUGAUAUGGUGCAGGCAGAUGAGCAGAAGCGUCUGAGCUGUGACCAGGUCAAGAGUGAAGUCGGGAAGCUGGUGCAUUUGUUGAAGGAUUGAUGCUGCAUUCAAAGGCGUUUGAAGCAUACUAUACCCGCGUGAGAGGAGUAGUGAUUGCUAUGAGCCGUGCUCGGCGCAUACAUUGUAUCAGAUAAACGCUCAUCGACAGCUUUGUAUUGAAUAGGUAGACUUUAUACUUAUCGAUUACUUUUAUCCGCA